Stegastes partitus (bicolor damselfish) is the source of this 3792-nucleotide messenger RNA. RefSeq names its product G-protein coupled receptor 4-like. Bases 1287 to 3236 code for a protein of 649 amino acids. Gene Ontology annotation, molecular function: neuropeptide receptor activity. Gene Ontology annotation, biological process: G protein-coupled receptor signaling pathway. The record is from RefSeq and is a predicted model, not a curated record. The transcript has 2 exons. NCBI's taxonomy places the organism in Eukaryota, Metazoa, Chordata, Actinopteri, Pomacentridae. Gene Ontology annotation, cellular component: membrane.
CAGACGUUCAUUCCACAAAACUUACUAAUUAAAUGGUCCUGAAUGACAAUAAACUUGAUUUGAUUUUGAUUGGAAAUAACAUAACAGAGGCAGAAGUUACUUUGUUAGUGUCUAAAAAGAAAACACAAUUAGGCUAUUAGUAAUGUCUUGUCACUGGUAUAUACAAUUUACUAAAUGAUUUGACAAGUACAAAUAAAGCCAACAAUAUGACAGCAUUUGUUGAGAAAGACAAAAUUCCAUAGAUUUUAUUGUAAUAGAAGGCAAAGUGCAGCUCGGGUAAAAUUUAGUGUCAGAGAAACAGCAUGUGCUAAUUCUUCCGCAAAGAAAUCAUUUCACGACAGGAUGUGGUAAACUUCCCUCAGGCAACACCUAUCACCUAUAUACAACAGCAGAAAUCUAACACUGCUAUGGUCACGUUUAUUCAUUCUGUUAGCCACAGAGUACAAAAUGCACAAAGUACACAAGCUAUUCAUAAAGUCUAAACAUUUCAUUUUAAUUCAAGAGAUUUUAAAUUUCCUUUAUGUAUUCCAAGAAUCUAUCUACACAAUGAUUAAUUAGCUAUAAGGGCAACUGAUUGUGUAUAAAAUCAUAUUUACCCUGCAUUCCUGCCUGUAUUUAAGAACUUCUGGUGGCUACAUGGCAUGGACAUAUAAUAGCCAUGAAAUAAAACAAAAUAUAGAUUUGUUUUAUUCUCCAGAUUUGGAGUUGUGCAAGAGGCUUAGGCUAUAGGGCUAAUUUCAGUUUCCACUUCUCAAAUUGUCACCGUCACAAAAAGGUAUUGUCAGAGUCUGUGACUUGUUGUCACUAUGUCUUUACUCAAUGUGCAUCAGCUAUGCGAAUUAAAGGGCAUAACAGUGAAAAGCUGGACUUAUUUUUAUCCUUACAUUAAUUAUGGUGUUUAAUUUAGUUUUUGUUCCAGUUGCUCUUCUUGUACUUGAUUAGUUUGUAUAUAAAAUUUAAUAUGAAUAUUUUGUUGUUUCCCAAGUGUCUUAUUUGUGUUGCUACAACUUUAAUUUUUCUAUUUGCCUACAGUGUAAAUGAGACCUUCUUUGUUUAAGUUUAAAUAAAGGUCAAAUGAAUGCAUGUGAUUUCCUGGAUAACUGAAGGUGCAUAAAAUCAAAUGCAGCCGAUAGACGUAAAAGAGGAAGUCUUUAAAUCCUGUGUGAUAUAGUUUUUCUUUUUAGUUUUUUCUGUUCCGAAGAACACCAGCACCCAGAGGAGCGAAUCUGACUGACUCCUUCCCAGAAGACAGCAGAAUACCAAUUUUCUGCCUUUUAACAGACAGAAUGAAGAACAGCUCUUGUCUAGACAUCAACUUUGACUUUAAAAGCAAAUACCUGCCUCCAGUCCUCAUCACAGUGUUCAUCAUCGGUGUGGUGGCUAAUGGACUGGGACUGAAGUCUCUGAUGCACAACUGGAAGAAACUGGGGAUUGUCAAUGUCUUUGUUCUCAACCUUGGACUUGCAGAUAUUUUGUAUCUGCUCACACUCCCGUUUCUGAUGGUGUACUACAGGAAAAAUGAAUGGAUCUUUGGAGAGGAGUUCUGCAAGAUGACAAGAUUCUGCUUCAACCUGAAUUUGUACGGCAGCAUUGGGUUCCUCACCUGCAUAAGUGUGUACAGGUACCUGGCUAUUGUCCAUACAAUGAGAGUGAUGGGAAAAAUAACUGUCACCCACUCUGUGGCUAUUUCAGUCAUGGUUUGGCUGUUGGUGACUGUUCAGAUUCUUCCAGACAUGUUCUACCCCAAAACAACAUACAAAAACAACACCAUGGAUUGUUUUGACACCACCUCUAAAGACUAUGUUGAGGAUUAUCUGAACUACAGUCUUGGAUGGACAUUCACUGGAUUUUGUAUCCCAUUUCUCAUCACCCUGGGCUGCUAUGGACAUGUGAUUGCUGUUCUCUGUCGUACAAAUACCAUUGACAAGGUACUGAAACAAAGAUGUUUGGUGUUGUUGUUCAUCUUGAUUCUUCUCUUCUCUGUUUGUUACAUCCCCUUUCAUGUACUUAAGAAUCUCAACCUCUGGUCAAGAGUUCUGUCCAAACAGCGUAUAUGCCAGAAAUGGUUUAAUGGAGUCUUCAUCGCUCAUCAGAUAUGUCGUGGCCUUGUGUGUCUCAACAGUGCUCUGAACCCUCUGGUUUACCUCAAUGUAAAUGAAGGUAUUUGUACUCAGCUCAGACAGCUUCCCCAGCGAGCUCGCCAGGCUUUCACAAGGCUGUCUAGUCAAGAUCCUCUGGCUUUCUGCUUUUCAAGAGACACAAUGAAGAACAGCUCUUGUCCACGUAUCAACUUUGCUUUUCCAGGAAAAUUCCUCCCUCCAAUCUACAGCUUUGUGUUCAUCAUCGGUCUGGCGGCUAAUGGAUGGGGACUCAAGUCUCUGCUGCGCAACUGGACGAAACUAAAGAUCAUCAAUGUCUUUCUUCUCAACAUUGGACUUGCAGAUAUUUUGUAUCUGCUCACACUCCUGUUUCUGAUGGUGAAAAAUGAAUGGAUCUUUGGACAGGUGAUCUGCAAGAUGACAAGAUUCUGCUUCAAUCUGAAUUUGUACGGUAGCAUUGGUUUCCUCACCUGUGUAAGUGUGUACAGGUACCUGGCUAUCGUGCAUCCAGUGAAAGUGAUGGGAAGAUUAACUGUGUCUUACUCUGUGGCUAUCUCAGUCAUGGUUUGGCUGUUGGUGACUGUUCAGAUUCUUCCAGACAUGUUCUAUACCAAAACAAAAUACAAAAACAGCACCAGAAAAUGUUUUGACACCACUUCUAAAGACUAUGUUGAGGAUUAUCUGUACUACAGUCUUGGAUGGACACUGACUGGAUUUUUCAUUCCACUUAUCAUCACUCUGGGCUGCUAUGGACAUGUGAUCGUUGUUCUCUGUCGUAGAAAUACCAUUGACAAGGUACUGAAACAAAGGAGUUUGAAGUUAUUGCUCUUCAUGAUUCUUCUCUUCUGUGUUUGUUACAUCCCCUACCACAUACUGAAGAACCUCAACCUCACGGCAAGAGUUUUGCAAAGACAAAAUGUGUGCAGAAAGUGGUUUAAUGGAGUCUACAUCGCCUACCAGAUAAGUCGAGGUCUUGUGUGUCUCAACAGUGCCCUGAACCCUCUGGUUUACCUCCAUAGCAUGGAUGAUUGUCUCGCUUCGCUCAGAAAGCUGCUCCACGGAGCUCUUGAGGUGUUUAGCCAGACGCCUCGAACAAACUCUCACAGUGUGCCUUUGAGACAAAUCACAGACGUUUAGCACAAGAGCAACAUGUUUUAGUGUGACAUGUUAAACAUCCUGUGUUUUAUAUUUCCUAAAAACAAUAAUGAUAUUUUGUCUUCAGUAGUAAUUUCAUGCUUGUAAUACAGACGCUGAUUUGGCGCAAAAAAUGUUAACAUGGAAAAAGAAGUAUUGAAAUACACAGCUGAAGCUCAUCAGUUCUGUGUCUUACACCAAAAUACUGCAGAAUCCAGGAUUUAAAAAUUCAAAGCUUUGAGGUGGAUAAAGCAGUCAUGUUCUCCAUUGUAUGUUGUCAAUGCUUUGCUCAGUUUGGAAAAUUGACUGACCCUGUUCUCAUAGCUUCUGCUGCUGUUAUGUGACAAAGGUUCCUUCUGACUGUGACACAAACCUUCAGCUCUCCAGGGACUCUUUUAGUGUCACCUGGCUGUCACACUCAUCUCUGUUCACCACCGCUGUUCUCGUUUCCUCUUAUCCUGCCUUGUUACAACAAUGACGUGUAUGGCAUUCAAAACCUACCCCACUCUCAUUCUUUUGAUGUGAUGAUUCAGUCAUAUAAUCAUGUUAAUAAACAAUU